Asparagus officinalis (garden asparagus) is the source of this 2272-nucleotide messenger RNA. RefSeq names its product increased DNA methylation 1-like. Bases 33 to 2069 code for a protein of 678 amino acids. The transcript has 17 exons. Lineage: Eukaryota; Viridiplantae; Streptophyta; Magnoliopsida; Asparagales; Asparagaceae. The record is from RefSeq and is a predicted model, not a curated record.
GCAAAAACCCUAAAAUCCAAAUCCCUCCUCUAAUGGCAGAACAAUCCUCCCUCAUUGGGUCCGGCCGAGACCCGCAAACCAAUGUGGAGCCCUCUGGCGUAACCCGCUCCAGGGUCCGACCCGGCCACAAGCGGGACUUCGCUUUCGCCAUGAGAGCUCAGUCCGAGCUUAGGGUCGUGCUGGGUCGGACUCGAUCGAGGACUAGAGGGGACGAGAGCGCAGCUGCUGCGGCGGGCCCUGGCUCUAAGCCACGUCAGCAGCUGCACGUGGGGCCCAGUUCGUCGGGUCCGAUCGCUGUUGACGGCGAUGGUGAUGAUGAGAUGAAGGUAGAGAAUGGGGUUUCGGACGACGUGGUGACAGUUGAGAAGAGGGAGAUGAAGAGGACGUUGGAGAUGGAACUGACGAAAAUGCCCUCGAAGGCUUUAGAUGACGUGGCGAUUGUUGGGAAGAGGAAGAAGAUGGGAGCGCAGAGGACGUUGAGAAAGCGAAUGUCAAAAAUGCCCUCGAAGAGAUUCCACCAUAUAUCAGAAGAAGGCGAAGUAGAUUCUGUAAACUCGUCGAGAUCUUCAACUCAUGAUGUGAGUGCUUCACCUCCAAGCACACCGAAGGUUUUUGACAGCAGUGCUCGUUCGAAGAAAAGUUCAUCAUCGAACAAGGUUACUUCUGCAAAAGUAACAAAAAAGGAUAUCGGAUUCCAUAAAUCAGUGUUUAACAAUGAAGAAUUGCUGAAGGAAUUCAAGGAUGACACAGUGCACUACAUGGUAGAUGGGAAGAAAUUGCUUGAGGGUAAAUUACGAGAUUCUGGAAUCUUUUGUUCUUGCUGUGAACAAGUGAUUAGUCCUUCAAAAUUUGAGACCCAUGCUGGGGAAAGUCAAAGGCGCAAGCCUUAUCAUCACAUUUAUUUCCCUGGUCGUGGUUUUUCAUUGCAUGAGCUAUCCCUUAAACUAUCCAAAGAAGGGAUGUUAUCAAAUAGAAAAAAAGAUAUCGGGUGUAAUGUCUGUGGAUUAGGCGAAGACCUGCUGUAUUGUGAUCUUUGUCCGAGGUCUUUCCACUUAGAAUGUCUGGGAUUGUCAAGAGCCCCACGAGGGGAAUGGUCCUGUCAACGUUGUCGAAACAUGCAUGAGAAAGAAAAAUAUGUGGCACAUAAUAAAAAUGCGCUUUCUUGUGGAAGAGUUGCAGGAGUUGAUCCUGUAGAACAGAUACUUCAGAGAUGCAAACUUCGCAUUGUCAAGAGACAAGAGAUCGACAGUGGAGGUUGUGUAAUUUGCAGAGAGCAAGACUUCACCUCAGAGUUUGGUCCUCGCACUGUUAUAGUUUGUGAUCAAUGUGAGAAGGAGUAUCAUGUUGGGUGCUUGAAGGCUCAUAAUGGGGUUGAUUUAAAGGAAUUGCCAGAAGCUGAAUGGUUCUGCUGCAAAGAAUGCGAUGCGAUCUUUUUUGCAUUGCAAGAGUUAAUCCUUAAGGGAGAACAGCCAGUUUCGCAGCAAGAUUUAAAUGCGAUUAAGAGGAAAUUGGAGCAAAAGGGUUUAAGCAAGGAAGCUAAUGUUGAUAUAAAUUGGAAAUUGCUAACUGGUCAACUUUCGAAGGACAAUGAGCUGCUGCUUUCUGAAGCUGCUUCUAUUUUCCUCGAGUGCUUUGGGCCAAUAGUUGACAGCGUGACAAAUAAGGACCUUCUUCGGGCAAUGGUCUAUGGAGAAAAGUUCUCUGAAGAAAGAGACUACACAGGGAUGUAUUGUGCAGUGCUAACUGUGAGUUCUUAUGUUCAGUCAGCUGGCAUUAUACGAGUUUUGGGAAAUGAAGUCGCAGAACUUCCCCUGGUUGCAACAAGACAGGGCAACCAAGGAGUGGGUUACUUUGGAGCAUUGUUCUCAUGCCUAGAGAAGCUUUUGGCAUCCCUACAGGUUAAGCAUCUCAUACUUCCUUCUGUAGUGGAAACUGAAUCCAUUUGGACUCGGAAGUUCGGCUUCUCACGUGUUACACAGGACUAUCUCAACAACCAUUUAAAGGGAGUCAGGCUCACUACAUUUGAGGGAACAACGUUGUUUUGGAGACCGGUUUCAGGUUCUUUUUGACAUGAAAUUAAGCCUGAAGAAAUUGUAAUUGCUGGAAAGCAAAUUCUUUUGUAGUGUCUUUAAACAUUAGCUCCAUCUUGAACGGUUUACUGAAGUUUUUCCUCUUCUCUUCUUAUUUUGCUUUUUGUUUUUUUUUAUGUAAAAGAAAAGGGAGAAACAAAGGGAAGAUAGUUUGUUAACCUGUGUUGGGUGAAAAUGUAUGA